Molecule: messenger RNA, 1724 nt
Organism: Babjeviella inositovora NRRL Y-12698
Lineage: Eukaryota; Fungi; Ascomycota; Pichiomycetes; Serinales
Gene: PDE1
Product: 3',5'-cyclic-nucleotide phosphodiesterase PDE1
Exons: 1
Coding region: 170-1300 (376 amino acids)
Biological process (GO): negative regulation of glucose mediated signaling pathway; cGMP catabolic process; cAMP catabolic process
Molecular function (GO): 3',5'-cyclic-GMP phosphodiesterase activity; 3',5'-cyclic-AMP phosphodiesterase activity
Source: RefSeq, a predicted model, not a curated record
CAGCAGACACUACAUCUGCAUUGCUCGGCUACCGUUUCGCUUAAUAGGAGAUUACGUUCCACUCGAGUCCUGACUAUACUGCUUCAUCUUAACCCAGCAUAGAUUACAUCGUUAGCCUCACCAGAUUCUGAUUUUGCACCGACGCCGAUCCCACCCGCCAAUAGCUUUUAUGUCAUCUUUUGAAGUGACAGUCUUGGGUGCCUCCGGAGGCCCCAUCGACGGAAAGACCUGCGCGUUGCUUGUCAAACCAGCUUCCCUUUCCUAUGCGGAAAUCUUGGCGACAAAUGAUUGCGAGAGCGUGGUUGCCAUUGACGCUGGGACCAGCUUGUCGGGUAUUGGCGAGGCCAUCAUGCACCACCAGCGGUUGCAGCCGAAGACGCUGAAAGACAUGCCGUUCAGUGACUUCUAUCUCCAAAACUCGCCACAGACCAACCUCCUAUUGGACUUUUACCGCGACUCACUACCGCUCAAGCAGUAUAUUAACGUGCCCACUACAACACCUUUUCAGGAACUCUGCGAGCUUGCACCGCUCGAGUACGCAGCUCUGCUCUUGCGCUUGCUUUCGUGCUACUGUGUCACCCACCCGCAUCUUGAUCACGUAGCUGGCCUCGUGAUCAACUCCCCGGUCUUCUGCGACUACGGAAUUCCCCGCAAGCGGAUCCACGGCUUGCGUCAGACCACCGAAGCGCUCCAGAAACACUGCUUCAACGGGGUAAUCUGGCCGGACCUCGCACGAGACUUCCUCUCCAUGAGCGUAAUGGAGCCCGAAAAGUGGUACCCGCUAAACCUGCACUACUCCGUGCUUCCCUACGAGCUAGCCCACGGGAAAACAAACGGAGACAAGGAUGUUUAUACCAGCACCGCGUUUCUCCUCAAGGACACCACCGACAGUUAUUUAUUGGUCUUUGGCGAUUGCGAGUCCGACGUGCACAGUGAUCAUCCGCGCAACUUCGCCGUGUGGACCGGCGUUGCGCCGUUGAUUCGCGACGGGAAGUUGAAGUCGAUCAUCAUCGAAUGUUCCACCCCCAGUAUGGCCGCUUGUAUCAACUUGUACGGUCAUUUGUCACCCGACUUCCUUAUCCAGGAGCUUCUCACCUUGGAGCGAUGUGUCCGCCAGGUCGAGCCCGGAUGCAAUCAGCCCUUGAUGGGGUUAAAUAUAUUGAUCUACCAUGUCAAAGAGCUGUUCACUUCGAGCGACCCCAGAAGAAAGAUCUUGUCCGAGCUAGAGGCUUUGAAUAAAAGGUACAACAUGGGGAUUGUUUUUUCUGUGGCAUUCCCCGGGGUCACCUACUUACUAUAAGGAGCUGAUAAUAUAGAGUCUGUGGUGUAUCUAGUAGGUAAUAGUAGAUACUGUCAGCUAACUAAAAGUGAAUACUUUUUAUCUGCGAUAUCUACAUGAGAAGGGUAGUCGGUGGCCUUAUAUACUGAGGCGGGUACUAUGUCAGGGUGUCCGCCUAUCGGAGGUAAGAAGAUAAUGGACUUUGACUUCUGUCUAGUUAAAUGGCACCUUUGCUACAGAUUCACUGUGUAUUGGGUAUCUGGCGUAGACGUAUAGGGAGUAGCAUGCAAGGCGGAAGCGUGCGGGGUGAUGAAGUGAAGAUAAAUGGUUGGUAAAGAAACCAGUGGUAUCAUUGUCGGGGAUUCUGCGUCGCAUAAAAGGCUGUAAGCCCCCAACCAUAGUUGAAGCACUCGAAUAAUCCUUCAAUUCUGUUGAGGUCCCGUGA